This is a messenger RNA of Mercenaria mercenaria, 7129 nucleotides long. RefSeq names its product long-chain-fatty-acid--CoA ligase 1-like. The record is from RefSeq and is a predicted model, not a curated record. Lineage: Eukaryota; Metazoa; Mollusca; Bivalvia; Venerida; Veneridae. The transcript is spliced from 21 exons. Gene Ontology annotation, cellular component: endoplasmic reticulum; membrane. The coding region runs from base 124 to 2190 and encodes 688 amino acids. Gene Ontology annotation, molecular function: long-chain fatty acid-CoA ligase activity. Gene Ontology annotation, biological process: long-chain fatty acid metabolic process.
GCAAUUUUGUCAAUAUUUGCAAGUCAUGCAUUUUGUUAAAUGCAGCUGAUCAUAUUAUAUGCUAUUACAGCCUAGUACAGUGAAUUAUUAUAGUCUGGGAGUUUGGAAAUUACUUGGUUAAUAAUGGAGAAUACAUUAGAACAUUGGGGGCCUGUGUGUGCCUCAGUAGGAGUGGCUACAGCAGUGGCAGGGUUAGCAGCUACAUAUUACAUAGCUAAAAUGCCAGAUCCCACAUGUAUACCUCCAGUUGAUCUGGACAACCAGUCACACAUUCUAGAGGAUGGUUCCCGAACCAGUAAGUUGGUUCCUGUUGAUGCCAAGUAUAAACCACUGUAUGAGGGUGUUGAAACAUUUUAUGAUAUUUUUCAAAGAGGCAUCGAGAAAUCUGGGAAUGGUCCGUUUCUGGGAACACGUUCAGGUCCCAGUCAGGAGUAUGUUUGGCUCUCAUACCAGGAAACAUAUGACCAGUCUGUAGCAUUUGGUUCAUGGAUGUUACAGCAGGGAAUACAGAGCAGAUCUGAGACAAUCAUUGGAAUCUUCAGUCAGAAUAGAGCUGAGUGGGUGAUCACAGAGAAGGCAUGUGUGGCAUACAGCAUGGUACCAGUGGCAUUGUAUGACACACUUGGAGACGAUGCUGUUACUUUUAUUAUUAAUCAAACCAAUAUGCCUCUGAUUGUGUGUGAUGUAUCGGAAAAAGUUAAUAAAAUAUUAAAUAUGGUCUCCCAAGGAGAGGAUCGAGCUCUGAAAAUGAUUGUCAUAAUGAACGGGAUAGAUGACGUUGAUACGGAGCUUGCAAAGAAAGUUAAUGUCAAAGUUGUGACAUUCCAGGAGGCGCUGGAAACUGGAGGCUCUAAGCUGAAACCAGUGGCUCCACCAGCACCUGAGGAUUUGGCUUUGAUAUGUUAUACUAGUGGGACUACAGGAAACCCAAAAGGUGUAAUGAUUACCUACAAACAAGCAAUGGCUCAGAUUACAGGACUCAGUAUCAAUGACUAUCAUUAUAGAGUGUUUGAUAAAAAUGAUGUACACUUGUCAUACCUUCCGCUGGCACACAUGUAUGAGCGUAUAGGACAACAGUGUCUGACAAUGGAAGGGGCGAGAAUUGGCUUUUUUCGAGGUGACGUGAAACUUUUGCUCGAUGAUCUGCAGACUUUGAAGCCAACAAUAUUUUUCUCAGUUCCGAGACUUCUCAACAGAAUCUAUGAUAAGGUGCUGGCUGGGGUUAAAGGCAGCAAGAUAAAAACUAUGUUGUUUAACUGGGCCAUAGCUUCCAAGGAAAAAGAACUGAAAAAAUAUGUAAUAAGAAGGGACAGUAUUUGGGACAAGAUUGUGUUUAAAAAGAUCCAGGCGUUGUUUGGUGGUCGAGUAGAUUUAAUUAUAACGGGGUCAGCACCACUUGAAGCUGAAGUUCUCACGUUCUUUAGAUGUGCUGUGGGUUGUGUGAUUUUAGAAGCGUACGGACAGACAGAGUCUGUUGCUGCUGUCACAAUAGGAGUACCAGGGGAUUAUCAUGCAGGUGCUGUUGGACCUCCUAUGCCAUACAAUUACAUCAAAUUGUUUGAUGCUCCGGAAUAUGGCUAUUUCACCAAAGACAACCAAGGAGAGGUCUGUGCUAAAGGAGUCACCAUUUCCAGCGGGUACUACAAAGAUCCUGUGAAAACUGCAGAAACAUUUGACAAAGAUGGCUGGCUGCACACAGGCGACAUUGGGCAAUGGUUACCUAAUGGAACUCUUAAAAUUAUUGACAGAAAGAAAAAUCUUUUCAAGCUCUCACAGGGAGAAUAUGUUGCCCCAGAAAAAGUGGAACUGGUGUAUAUUAGAAGCUCAUUUGUGGCACAGGCAUUUGUUGAAGGAGAUAGUCUUCAGCCAUAUGUGAUGUCAGUUAUUGUACCCGAUGAGGAGGUGUUGAUGGCUUGGGCAAAAUCAAAGGAGAUCACAGGUAGUUUCCAGGACCUCUGCAAAAGUGAAAGUGUGAAGACGAUGAUAUUACUUGACAUACAAAAGAUUGGACGAGAAGCCGGGCUCAAAGGAUUUGAAUUAACCAAAGACAUUGUUGUGCGAUCAGAACUAUUUUCUGUUGAGAAUGGACUGCUAACACCCACGUUCAAAAACAAGCGACCACAACUGCGAAGUUUCUUCAAGAACGACAUUGCCGCUUUAUACAAGAAACACCAGGGAAGUUCCAGUUAGAUCACAAAAGAAAACAACAACAGGUCAUAUGGUUGCCUUUUAGGGAGAAACGUUAAGCAAACAAAUAUCAGUUUUGUAGGAAUUAUUACCUGCGGCUGUUUUUUAGCUCACCUGAGCAAUGCUCAGGUGAGUUUUUCUGAUCGCUCGAUGUCCGGCGUCCGUCGUCUGUCGUCUGUCGUCUGUCAACAUUUAGCUUGUGUAUGCGAUAGAGGCUGUAUUUUUCAAUUAAUCUUCAUGAAAUUUUGUCAGAAUGAUAACCUUGAUGAAAUCUAGACCAAUUUUGAAAAUGGGUCAUCUGGGAUCGAAAACUAGGUCACUAGGUCAAAUCAAAGAAAAACCUUGUGUAUGCGAUAGAGGCUGUAUUUUUCAAUUAAUCUUCAUGAAUAUUGGUCAGAAUAAUAACCUUGAUGAAAUCUAGGCCAAGUUCGAAAAUGGGUCAUCUCUGGUCAAAAACUAGGUCACUAGGUCAAAUAAAAGAAAAACCUUGUGUAUGUGAUAGAGGCUGAAUUUUUCAAUUGAUCUUCAUGAAUAUUGGUCAGAGUGAUUGCCUUGAUGAAAUCUAGGCCGAGUUCGAAAAUGGGUCAUCUCGGGUCAAAAACUAGGUCACUAGGUCAAAUCAAAGAAAAACCUUGUGUAUGCGCUAGAGGCUGUAUUUUUCAAUUGAUCUUCAUGAAUAUUGGUCAGAAUGAUUGCCUUGAUGAAAUCUAGGCCGAGUUCAAAAAUGGGUCAUCUCGGGACAAAAACUAGGUCACUAGGCCAUUUCAAAGAAAACCCUUGUGUAUGCGAUAGAGGCGGUAUUUUUCAAUUGAUCUUCAUGAAUUUUGGUCAGAAUGAUUACCUUGAUGAAAUCUAGGCUGAGUUCGAAAAUGGGUCAUCUGGGGUCAAAAACUAGGUCACUAGGUCAAAUCAAGGAAAAACCUUGUGUAUGCGAUAGAGGCUGUAUUUUUCAAUUGAUCUUCAUGAAUUUUGGUCAGAAUGAUUACCUUGAUGAAAUUUAGACCAAGUUCGAAAAUGGGUCAUCUGGGGUCAAAAACUAGGUCACUAGGUCAAAUCAAAGAAAAACCUUGUGUAUGCAAUAGAGGCUGUAUUUUUCAACUGAUCUUCAUGAAAUUUAGCCAGAAUGAUUACCUUGAUAAAAUCUAGGCCGAUUUCGAAAAUGGGACAUCUGGGGUCAAAAACUAGGUCACUAGGUCAAAUAGAAGAAAAACCUUGUGUAUGCAAUAGAGGAUGUAUUUUUCAAUUGAUCUUCAUGAAAUUUGGUCAGAGUGAUUGCCUUGAUGAAAUCUAGGUCGAGUUUGAAUAUGGGUUAUCUGAGGUCAAAAACUAGGUCACUAGGUCAAAUCAAGGAAAAACCUUGUGUAUGUGAUAGAGGCUGUAUUUUUCAAUUGAUCUUCAUGAAAUUUUGUCAGAGUGAUUACCUUGAUGAAAUCUAGGCCAAGUUCGAAAAUGGGUCACCCGGGGUCAAAAACUAGGUCACUAGGUCAAAUCAAGGAAAAACCUUGUGUAUGCGAUAGAGGCUGUAUUUUUCAUUUUAUCUUCAUGAAUUUUGGUCAGAAUGAUUACCUUGAUGAAAUCUAGGCCGAGAUUGAAAAUGGGUUAUCUGGGAUUAAAAAGUAGGUCACUAGGUCAAAUCAAAGAAAACCCUUAUGUAUGCGAUAGAGGCUGUAUUUCAACUGAUCUUCAUGAAAUUUUGUCAGAAUGAUAACCUUGAUGAAAUCUAGGCCAAGUUCGAAAAUGGGUUACCCAGGGUCAAAAACUAGGUCACUAGGUCAAAUCAAGGAAAAACCUUGUGUAUGCGAUAGAGCCUGUAUUUUUCAUUUUAUCUUCAUGAAUUUUGGUCAGAAUGAUUACCUUGAUGAAAUCUAGGCCGAGUUUGAAAAUGGUUUAUCUGGGAUUAAAAAAUAGGUCACUAGGUCAAAUCAAAGAAAACCCUUGUGUAUGCGAUAGAGGCUGUAUUUUUCAACUGAUCUUCAUGAAAUUUUGUCAGAAUGAUAACCUUGAUGAAAUCUAGACCAAUUUUGAAAAUGGGUCAUCUGGGAUCGAAAACUAGGUCACUAGGUCAAAUCAAAGAAAAACGUUUUGUAUGGGAUAGAGGCUGUAUUUUUUAAUUGAGGUUGAUGAAAUUUAGUCAGAAUGAUUGCCUUGAUCAAAUCUAGGUCAAAUUCGAAUAUAGGUCAUCUUAGCUCAAAAACUAGGUCACUAGGUCAAAUUGAAGAAAAUGCUUGUUUACACUUAAGAGACCACAUUUUUGAUCCAAUCUUAAUGAAAAUUGGUCAGAAUAUUUGUUUCCAUGAAAUCACUAUGUCAAACAUGUUUACACUGUUAUGGUGUGUUUAUCAGGUGAGCGACCUAGGGCCAUCUUGGCCCUCUUGUUUUCAGAGAGAAUCUCACAAAAAUUAUAAAUCUUGCAGAAGUUACCAUUACUGCAAAAUUAUCACCCUUAGAUAACCUAGAAGAAAUUGUGACUCUUGCAUAAAUAAUGACUUGUGAUUGCAAGUUUAGGAGAAAUUCUAGAAAAUACUUUUUUUUUUCAAGGAAAUUGUAGAUAGAUCCUCAACCUAAGCUGUAGUAUUUGGGUAUUUUAGCAAAAUACACUCUUCUUUGCAUUUAACCCUUAGCCUGCUGGCGGCAGAUGAUUCUGCCUUUGCGACCAGUGUAGACCAAGAUCAGCCUGCACAUCCGUGCAGUCUGAUCAUGGUCUGCACAGUUCGCUAUUCAGUCAGUAAAUUUUCAGUGAAAACCCCUUUGAAUAAUAAGUGGUACUGUCCAAGUUGAAAGAUGGACCAGUCAAUUAUAGAAAUAUAGCAGGGUUAGGGUUAAUAUGUAUUUAAAAAGAAUAUGUUUUACAUUACUGGUAUAUUUUGAAGUAUUUUAAAACUCUUAGAAUGAGAUUGAAAUCUGUCUUCAUUUUUGUAGUGUUACUUGAUUUAUGUCAUAAUUGCCAUGUUUUCAUUUGGUUGAAAUAAAAAAAAAUAUUGGAUAGUAACAAAGUAAUUAUGUAAUAUGGAUAGUAACAAAGUAAUUAUGUAAUAAUGUGUAUAAUUAGUUUUAAAUAGACACUGUAGAGUGGGGAAUAUUUACCUGCAUUAUGUCCUUAAACACGUUUCACUUCAAAUAAGGCCGCUGCGCAUGAAGUGGCUAAAUAAAUUUUGCUUGUAAGGAUGUAUAAACUAUUAUGGAUAAUAGUAUGGAUAAUUUUGGCAGAUUGAAGUUAUAUUUAAUACAAGUGAAUAAACAUCAGAUCAAGAAAAUACUUGCAUUUUAUUUCCUGAAAGACAAUUGUUUGAACAAUAGCAGUGUUCACCCAUAUAAAUCAUAAACAAUAAACUGCCAUGUUUUGUUAAAUAAUUAAUACAUGACAUGUUGCAGUGUACUUAUAUUGAACAUUACCCAAAUCAGUUUAGAUUUACACAACAGCAUGCCUUGUAUACAUAUGUUUUUGUGUCCCCCCACCCACAACCCAAAUUUUAGUUGGGAUCACCUAGAUUAAUCCUUGUCCGUAUGUUUGCUUGAAUGCUGGUCUGACUGUCUUACCGUAUUUUGGUGUGUAUAGGUCGCAGUAAUGUAUAGUUCGCAUCUAAUUUUUGCUCUGGAAAUGGUCGGAAAAUUUAACUUCUAGCGUAUUAGUCGCAGUUAAAUUUCGGAUUUUUUUCCCCAGCAAUAUUUAAUAUUUACCGGCACAAAAGUUAUGGCGGCAGCCAUAUUGAUGCCGCGGACUGAAUUAUUAUCAGAACCUGAUUGGUGGAAAUCGGACAGUGUUAUUUUCGUUCCCAACCGUUUCGUACCAACAGUAGUAUCGGUAACAGACUACAUCAAAGAAAAGCGGCUUUUUGACACUAAUUGGCAGCAGACGGUUUGCGUUUACACUCUGUUAUCAUGCAAGUUUAAGUGUGAAUUGUUUGCACAGCAAUUAUAACACCUUUCCAUGUCCUGUAAUUAACCGCGUUCUUUUGAUUCUGAGUAAAAAGAUUAACAAAAUAUCUCUUUUUGGAUUUUUUCUUUUAUCUAAAAAUCAAAAGUAAAAAAUUAUCUUUCAAGUUUUUUAAUACGCUAAGAAUUAUAGUAUAAACAAUGUUUGGAAUGGAGGACGGAUCUGUCCGGAUUUUAUCCAACCCGGUGUACAUGUCAAUGGCGUCCACUAAAACGAAAGUAGAAACAAACGUAAUUCAGACUGCAAAAACAUCUUUGAUUUAAAGUCAUUCGUAAUUUUAAUAGUCUGUAUGGGUUAUUUACGAUAUAUUUAAUUGAAAGUUAUCGCUAUUGGUUGAAAAGCCGCCGAUAUUGAUAUUUUUUUAUCCAUUUUGUUCGUUCGUAACAGAUGCACGUAAUUUUGCGAGAGAUACGGUCAGAAAAUUGGCCCGAAAAAAAAAAACUGCUGGCAAUGUUCUGUCGUAUAGGUCGCAGGAACUUUUUCAGGCAGCAAAAUGGUUAGGAAAAGUGCGACCUAUACGCACCAAAAUACGGUACUUUGUGUCAUACAUAUCUCAAAAGAUAUUUGACCUAGUCAUGAAACCUCAAUUCUUAUUCUUAUGAAGUUGUGCACCUAGGGUUUUGUUUGGGAUUACAUUCAGUAACACCAGAGUUACGACCCUUGACAUUUAAAAAUAUGCAAAAAGGGCCUAAAAGUUUAUGUUGCCUGUAUCUCAAAAAAUGUUUGACUUAGAGAAAGGAAAAUUAUAGAAUUGUUGUCCAUCAUGUGCAGUUGUGCACCUUGGGUUUUGUGUAGGAUUUCACCUAACCAGACCAGAGUUAUAGUCCUUGACUUAGUCAAAAAAUAUUCAUUAAGGGCCAAAACGUUUGUGUGGCAGGUUUUUUUAAAAAGUAUUUGACCUAGAAUAAUGAGACAGUAUAGGAUUGUUGUUCAUCAUAUGAAGUAGUGUACCUGAAGUUUUGUUUGGGAUUUCACUCAACAGGACAAGAGUGAUGGCCCUUUAAAAGU